AUGCUUUACCACUACGAGAUCAUAUACAGACAAGGAAAAGACGAUGCUAAUCCUGCCGACUUCAUAAGCCGUCAUCCAGAUAAAGCCACUCCAUUCCCGGAUAAUAUCGCUGAAAACUAUGUCAGCUAUCUUUGCAACAACGUAAUUCCGAAAGCUAGGACGAUGUCAGAAGUGAAGAAAGAAACGGAGAGCGAUUCCACCCUCCAAAAACUUUCGCAAGCAAUUAAAACAAGUAUUUGGUCUGAUCCAGAAAUUCAACCAUACACAAAUGUAAAAGACGAACUAUCCGAAUAUGACGGUAUGCUCCUACGAGGAACACGUUUGGUUCUUCCACAAUCACUCCAGCAACAACCUAUUGAGUUGGCUCGGGCAGGUCAUCAGGGAAUAGUAAAGACCAAGCGACUAACUACUACGCGAGAAAGUUUGGUUCCCGUCGAUCGACAGAAUGGUUCAAGAGAGAAUAAAAAACUGUAUUCCGUGCCAAGCUGCAACACAAG
Molecule: messenger RNA, 497 nt
Organism: Paramuricea clavata
Lineage: Eukaryota; Metazoa; Cnidaria; Anthozoa; Malacalcyonacea; Plexauridae
Source: the annotation of a GenBank genome assembly